Topomyia yanbarensis is the source of this 2050-nucleotide messenger RNA. RefSeq lists its product as uncharacterized. The record is from RefSeq and is a predicted model, not a curated record. The coding region runs from base 191 to 2050 and encodes 619 amino acids. The transcript has a single exon. Gene Ontology annotation, cellular component: membrane. Gene Ontology annotation, molecular function: glutamate-gated receptor activity. NCBI's taxonomy places the organism in Eukaryota, Metazoa, Arthropoda, Insecta, Diptera, Culicidae.
CUCGCGGAAAAAAGUAAUUGCCGCUGGACCGACAAAGCUCAGCAAUCGGCAUUUAGCCGGUGGAUACCAGGUAUUCGUUGGGUGCAUCGCCAUUAGCAGUUUUGUUUUUGUUCUGGAACUACUUUCCGAUCGAUUGGAAAUUGCCGGAAGGAUAUUGCGGGUCAUUAGGCAUUGAAUGCAGUAGUAAUUGAUGGCACAUUUGUUGUAUAUAAAUUGUGUCGUUUUCUUGUCAGGAUUUAUUUUCUUACGGAACAUGGCGUCAAUGCCAUGGGUAAUUCUUUUAUUUGCGGGGUACAGUUUAGCAACGGUUGACUACGAUUCAGCUGAAUUGGUGGCCAGAAUUAUUGACAAAUACUACGUCCAACGGCAAGUGCCGUUGUUAAUACAGAGUGAACCACGCGCUAGGAUAGUGGACCAUGUUAUCGGUCAGCUGCAGUUCUCUAGGGCGAUUCAGUUCGAUUCGUUCAUUAUUGGACACCAAUCCUGGCACUACGUGUUAUCUUUCAUCGAAAAAUAUGCCGAUUUACAGGACAAUGAAAUCCUGUACAGUUCGGAAUUGUUCAAUCCCUUCGGAUACUACAUCGUUGUGUUUCAGCACAUCGCCGAAGCUGAAAUCAAAUCUGCAUUUGAGACAUUUUGGAACCUUCAAAUCACCAGGGUUGUAAUCGUCGUUACAAACGAAGACCAACCGCGACUGUACAAUUAUUCACCAUACGACAGAAACAAGUGUGGAACACCUAACAUCAACCGAAUCAACAUUUCCGAAUCGUCACAGCUAUUCCAAGCCAUGUUCAACGAUUUUCAUAACUGCCCCCUCAAAAUGGGCACCUUCGAGUCACCUCCCUUCAUACACAUCGCACAGCCGCCGGACAACGGACAACCCGCUGUAGACGGUUUCGAAGGGGACCUCAUUAAUACCAUCGCUCGGAAGUUCCACUUCAGUUUGCAGAUCAUGCUACCCCCGGAUGGUGCCCAGUGGGGCAUCGCUCGACGCAACGGCAGUACCGGCUUGAUGAAGAUUCUACAGGAUGAAAUGGUACACUUCGGAAUAGGUUGUCUUGGAUUGAUAGCUGAUCGGAACGAGAUUCUUGCACCUGGACGGCCACACUACGCAUCAAGGGUGCUUUUCGUCGUUCCCGAUGGUCGGCCGUAUACAGCCGUCGAGAAGUUAUUUCGUCCGUUCAACUGUAAUGUCUGGAUCGCGGUAGCCGUCACAAUUGGCUUGGCUGGCCUCACAGUCCUAGUUCUUCAGUUUACAUCUAUCACGAUUCGAGAAUUCAUCUACGGAGAAAAUAACCGAAGCGCUUUCUUCAACACGAUUGGCGUUUUCUUUACCGGAUCCGUUGAACGAGCUCCGAAGCGGAAUUUCGCUAGAACUCUUCUGUUUCUUUGGAUAAUGCACUGCUUCGUAAUCCGAUCGCUUUACCAAGGGUUACUGUUCAAGUAUCUUCGCGGCGAGGCAACCCACAAAGCGGUAGAGACUCUAGAAGAGAUCGAACAGUCAGAUUUACACUAUCACAUGCUUAAGAUUUCCGAGAGAUUCUUUCAAGGAAACAGCCGAGUGUUAGGCCGCGUUCGUACCAUCCAACCGGGGAACGACAGCCUGAACGUCGCAAUGGAUGCCGUUGCUACGAAACAGCUGCUCGACGGUGUCGUUAUGGUAUCUUCCGAGCACGUCGCUUUCCACAACAAACACAGAAUCGACAAAGGAUUCAUAAGGAGUACCCGGGAUAACAUAGCAACCCUGCCGAUUGUGAUAUACUAUCCGAAGCGGUCGUUUCUGGUGCCGGAAUUCAAUCGGGUGAUCGGUCAGAUCCAGAUGGCCGGCCUGAUGAGCUACUGGGUUCAGCGAUACGGUAACUACGAUUUCUUCCCUAGGAAGGAAAGCAAAGAACAGCAACCGGUGCCGAUGGAUGUUCGGCAGCUGACGGGAUGCUACGAAGCGUGUGCUGUUCUGUGGGUUCUAAGCUUCGUUGUGUUUCUGCUCGAGUGUUGGUCGCGGAAGCUGCGACUGCUGCGAAUCGUUUUGGAGUUUCUUGCUAAACAGUAG